AUGGAAACUCUAUCACUGGCUGUCCACCCUACGCCGUCUCGCGUACAGCUUUCCCACUCGCCUGAGCCUGAAACAACCUCCGGACCAUCGAAGAAGAAGAAGAGGUCAAGGGAGGAGAAAGAAAGACGUAGAUUUGAUAAAGAAGCCAAGAGGGCCAGGAAGGGACUAGCAGAUACGAAUGAUGGAAAUCAAGUGUCUCCUCAAAAUGGCAGUGUAGAGAACGGUGAACAACGUGCCGCUAGGGAUGAAGAUAGUCGGAAAAUCAAGAAAAAGUCGAAGAAACAUAUUCAUCAAUCCUUAGCCAAACCACCUGUGACAAACGGAGAUACCGCAAACGACGAUGCUGCGCAGAACGAAGAGCCUGUAGAAGCUGCUACAGACAAACAUACCACGGAAAAGAAAAAAAGUAAAGAAGAGAAAGCGCGUCGAAAAGCUGAAAAGAAAGCUGAAAAGGACAAUAUCAAAGCGGAGCUCAAAGGUUCUCAACCGUUGAUCGAAACCAAUCCAUCGAGUAAAUCGAGUAAGAAACGUCAAGUAUCGUCAAAAGUCUCAAUACCACCUUCCUUACCACCUACUCGACCUAAAAAACGUGAACGAUCAACUGAUACUCCGUUGGUAUCCGUUUCACAAGCCGGACCAUCAACACCUAAAAAGCGUUCGAUGCUUACAGCCAAACCCGUUAGACAGCCUUCAUCAACACCUAAAAGUAAACCAUCACCAUCACCUGCAAAAUCAAGAGCGGGUAGCUCGAAAGGUGAUAAAGAAAACAAGGUUGAUGAUGCCACGUUGAAAGCGAGAUUGUCAGAUCAAAAUGCUAUUCAUGAAUACUUGGCUAAUACUUGGGUAUCAGAGAAAGAACUUGGUAGAUUGGAAAGAUUAGGUAUUCUGACUUAUAAAAAGGGAAGAUUCACAGAAUCCGAGAAAGUAGCUGUAAGAAAGGUACUGGAUAAUUACAAAAAGGUACACCGACUAGACGAUGAUGAGCUCAUCGAUAGGGUCAUGUCGACUACCCUUACCUUUCCUGCUGGUAGAGAGGAAUGGAGAUCUUUCUGGUUGGACUUAGCCGCCGUCGUCUCUGGCCGACCUGGGAAGUAUGUUCAAAGAAUUGUACAAAGAAUGUAUGAUCCCAACGGACAUAAAGGGCAUUUCACACCUGAAGAAGACGACAUGCUAAUCAAAGCAUAUGAACUGUAUCCCAACGAUUGGAGUAAGAUUGCAGAAAUUGUUGAAAGGACAUAUCAUGAUUGUCGAGAUCGAUAUACCAAAGAACUGCAACAUCGUCAUACUAGAUUGACUGGAUUAUGGACCCCUGAAGAAGAAGUGAAACUUCUUGAAUGCGUUAAAAAGAUGAAUAGAUCAUUGGGUCAUGAUGAAUUGGAAUCAGAAGGUAUACCUUGGGAAUUAGUAGUGAAAGAAAUGGGUGGGACAAGGACUGUAGUUCAGUGUAGAAAAAAAUGGACAGAUCAGGUUUUACCUAGUAAAGCUUGGGGAUGGGAGAAAGGUCAUGCUAGAGAAAAUGAUUGGAAAUUGAUCAAAAGACUUGAAGCUCUGGAUUACCCUACAGAGAAACACAUCAAUUGGAAAGAAGUCCAAGAUGAAAGUCUGAGUCAUAUGACUUCGCAUCAGGUCAGACAAAUGUACUACAGGAUGAAAGAUAAAGUCUCCGAUGCUGGGUCUAUGUCAUUUCAAGACUUGGUGAAGGAGUUUCACAAGGUAUUCUCAGAAUUCAAGACAGUUUACAGACCUAAACAUCCUAGUAGAAAUCAGAUCGAUUCUUCCGAUGAAGAACAUGAGAUCGACGAUGCGGAAAAGAAUGCGGACCAAAGCGAUAACGAGGACGACGAGAAAGAAGAAGAAUGA
Messenger RNA from Kwoniella shivajii, 1860 nucleotides. RefSeq lists its product as uncharacterized. Bases 1 to 1860 code for a protein of 619 amino acids. Gene Ontology annotation, cellular component: nucleus. Gene Ontology annotation, molecular function: transcription cis-regulatory region binding; DNA-binding transcription factor activity. The transcript is spliced from 6 exons. The record is from RefSeq and is a predicted model, not a curated record. Gene Ontology annotation, biological process: regulation of DNA-templated transcription. Lineage: Eukaryota; Fungi; Basidiomycota; Tremellomycetes; Tremellales; Cryptococcaceae.